AUGGAAAAUCCACGAAGAGGCGCUGUUAGUCGCUUUACACAUCGUGAGUACGCUGACAUGUACUUGAUUUACGGCGAAACCAGGAAAGUUUCUACUCGAGGCAUAGUCUCAUUAAACGCAAGAAUGUCGUGCCCAGGAAGAAACCCAGUUCCCCGGGAAUAUAUUGAUGAUCUCAUCGACGACGAGGUUGAGGACUUGGUCAUUGAUGAAGAUAAUGGUGAACUGGAGGAGAAUUAUGUGGAAGGGGAAUAUAAUAUACCUGGUUUGCCUGAUUCCAUAGACAGAUCGGACGGCGAUUCGGAAGCCGAGGAAGCAAUGCUUCCUCCCGAAAAUAAUAUACCU
Messenger RNA from Parnassius apollo (apollo), 342 nucleotides. NCBI's taxonomy places the organism in Eukaryota, Metazoa, Arthropoda, Insecta, Lepidoptera, Papilionidae. The record is from the annotation of a GenBank genome assembly.